Leopardus geoffroyi (Geoffroy's cat) is the source of this 3257-nucleotide messenger RNA. RefSeq names its product phosphatidylinositol glycan anchor biosynthesis class P (gene PIGP). The transcript has 5 exons. Bases 64 to 468 code for a protein of 134 amino acids. Gene Ontology annotation, biological process: GPI anchor biosynthetic process. NCBI's taxonomy places the organism in Eukaryota, Metazoa, Chordata, Mammalia, Carnivora, Felidae. Gene Ontology annotation, molecular function: phosphatidylinositol N-acetylglucosaminyltransferase activity. The record is from RefSeq and is a predicted model, not a curated record.
CCGGGGGCUUGUGCGCGCGUGCAAGCGGUGUGUGUUGGGAGAUUGUCCAAAGCCACAGGGAAAAUGGUGGAAAAUUCACCGUCGCCAUUACCAGAAAGAGCGAUUUAUGGCUUUGUUCUUUUCUUAAGCUCCCAGUUUGGCUUCAUACUAUAUCUUGUGUGGGCUUUUAUUCCUGAAACUUGGCUAAACUCCUUAGGCUUAACCUACUGGCCUCAAAAGUAUUGGGCGAUUGCAUUGCCUGUCUACCUCCUCAUUACUAUAGUAAUCGGUUAUGUACUCUUGUUUGGAAUAAACAUGAUGAGUACCUCUCCACUCAACUCCAUUCAUACGAUCACAGAUAACUAUGCUAAAAAUCAACAGCGGAAGAAUUACCAAGAAGAGGCCAUCCCAGCAUUAAGAGAUAUUCCUAUUAGUGAAGUAAACCAAAUGUUCUUUCUUGCAGCCAAAGAACAUCACACCCAAAACUAAAUUGUAUGUAGACUAACAACAAGCAUUUAUUAUAAAAGUUUUUGAUGUAAUAAUUUUGACCAUAAUUAUUUUGACUCUCUUGUUAAAACAUGAUAUUGAAAUGUAAAAAAAUAAGUUGAGCCUGUUUUAGAUAAAGUUCCGUUAAUAUUGUAAAUAUUCUUGGGGCGCCUGGGUAGCUCAGUCGGUUAAGCAUCUGAGUUCAGCUCAGGUCAUGACCUCACAGUUCGUGAGUUCGAGCCCCACAUUGGGCUGUCUGCUAUCAGCACAGAGUCCACUUUAGAUCCUCUUUCUCCCCCUCUCUCUGCCCCUCCCCGUCUUGUGCGUGCACACACGCUCUAUCUCUCUCUCAAAAAUAAAUAAACAUUAAAAAAAUGUAGAUGUUCUCAAGUAUUAGUUAUUAAUGGACAAAAUAAAUAAAUACUGCAUUACCACAUACCAGACUUUUUGAAACAUAAGUAUCUGUAAAAUCAAGAAAUCCCUCCAGAGAGACAUGUAUGCUGUAAUUCCUUUUUAAUUUUUUUUUUUAAUGUUUAUUUAUUUUUGAGAGAGAGAUAGAGACUGCAAGCAGGGCAGGGGCCGAGAGAGAGGAGACACAGAAUCAAAAGCAGGCUCCAGGCUCCAAGCUGUCAGCAGAGAGCCCGAUGUGGGGCUCAAACUCACGAACCGUGAGAUCAUGACACGAUCCAAAGUCGGCCAGUUAACCAACUGAGCCACACAGGCGCCCCUCCUGCUGCAAUUUUUAAAUGGCAAUUAUGUCCUUCCUGCUGUUUGUUCUUGGAGCCCAGAAUUCGAACUCUGAUUUGGGAGAAGGGUACAUUUAAUUUGUAUGUUCUUGCCAUCACGUUUGUGUCUAAGACACAAAGAAACAUUUGUGGAGUACUUCCAAUAUACCAGGUAUUUUUCUAGAUGUAGCGAUGAAAAGAUCCUCUCUGAAAGAGCCUACAUUUUAGAGGCAGAUUGAGACAGACUAAGCAAAUAAAAUAUUUGUGAUGAGUGCUAUGCAGAGAAUUAAUAUAAUGUUCUAGAAAGUAAAGGGAUGACUACUUUAGAUUGGGUCAGGGAAGGCUGCUCAGAGAGAGGCAGUUGAGACUGAAAUUUGAUUAGCAAAAACAGGAGCCCAACAGAAGGAUCAGAGACAAGGGAGACCUUGCAGGUGUGAAGCAGCCAGGGCAGAGGCCUCCAGGUGAGAAGGAGCUCAGCCUGUCCUGAGGACAGAAGGCCAGCAGGGGGCCUAGAGUGCUCUGUGCCAGGGGGUGUGGUCAGGGGAGCCCGGAGAGGCCAGCAACACGGCAGUGGGCUUUGUGGGCCAGUGUAGGAAGUCUGGACUUAAGGGUCUGUGUGAGGAGUUGGAACCCUUUAGACACUGAGCGAUUGGGAGGCUUUAAGGGAAGGCAUGACAUGGCCUGAUGUAUGUUUUUAAAAAGUCGCUCAGGCUGGUGGAUAGAGGAUGGAUUCAGGAGGGAGAGUCCGGGAUGGGGCGAGAGUAUGGAGCAGAGUGGUGGCGGUGGAGCUGGGGAGGAGUCACUCUGCAGCCUUUGUCGGAGACGCAGCUGACUGACUGUGCGGAGUAGGCAAGCUGCUGAGACAAGUUGUGAUCAAGGGCCCCUCCUGGGUUCUUUUGGAUCAAUGAGUAGAUGGUUCUACCUUUUGCCGAAUCAGACAGUAUUUGGGGAAGUGUAGGUGAGGGGGUUGGAGAAUUUGGUAUAUGAGUUACUUGGACUGAUGCCACCUUGUGAACAUCUGUUUGCGUCCACGUGAGAUUAAGAAGCUUAAAGUUUAAAAAACAAACCAUGUAUAACUUUGUAAGAGUAUACUCACAGUUGGCCAGUCUUAGCAAGCAUUCAAGGCCUUCUAACUUUGAACACACUAAAUCUCUACAUAGAGGUGGAGCUACCCAUUUUUGUGCAGAUUUAACUAUGCCUUCUGUAAAAUGAAAAAAAAAGAAACUGUUUUAAAUAGUUGAGAAAACUAGGACUUCCAUUUCAAGGACAGUAUCCCUGCCCAAUGAGCACGAGAUGGAUGACAGGAAUCUGCUAUUUCUGUUCUGUUGUUUGUCCCAUUUCCUGUAUUUUUAUGGUAAGAGCAUCUCACCACAUUUAAGAGCAGUUUAAGAGGACCAGUCAGGUCCAUCCAGGAUAGAAUGGUAAAUAAAUGGUGAUCUGUUUAUACAUUGAAAAACCCUACAACCGUACAAACAAUGAAUCACUGCUUUAUCGAACAACAGGAAUGAAUAUCACAGAUAUAUGUUGGGGGGAAAAAACAGACGUAAAAGAAUAUAUACUAUAUGUUUUCAUUUACAUGAAAUUCAAAAUCAGGAAAAACUACUCUGGUGAUAAAUAUUGGAAUGGUGAUAUUAACUAGCAGAGCCAUGAGGGAACCUGCCCGGGGUGGGGGGGGGGGGAGGCGGGAGGUUGGGGGGAGUUGUUGAAAAUGCCCCGCACCUUGAUAUGGGUUGUAGUUACUUGGGUAUAACAAUCAUUGUGUUAAUAUCAUUUGACUUCAUGCUUUUUAAAAUUGAAUUAUGGUUUAUAUACAAUGUUGUAUUCAUUUCAGGUGUACAAGUUAGUAAUUGGAUAGUUUUGUACAUUACAAAAUGCCCACCACAGUAGGUCACCAUAUAAAGUUAUUACAGUAUUAUCGACUGUAUUUCCUAUGCUGUAUAUUACAUCCCUGUGGCUUAUUUAAUGAGAAGUUUGUAAGUUAGAAGUUCCUUCAUCCCCUACACCUGUUUCACCCAUCCCUUCAACCAAGAAGUAACUUACACAUCAAUAAAAAGGUAAAGAACAGUG